AUGGCAUCUGGCAUCCUCAAACCUCUGGCAGUAUUUUGCAGUCAGUCUCAAUCACAGCAGUAUAUCAAAACCGUCAGGAAUCUAGGCGAUGCAUGGCGCACACUCGCAGAAAAGCCGCCUGCAGACGCCGAUGGGUCGACUGUCAUCGAAACUACGUUCGACUUCGUCCUAGAAAUCAUCUAUAUGUCAGGCCAGAGACCCGAGUUCAGCGCGACUCCCUCAGAUAUAAAAUCGGUUGAGAUGAAAACCCAUGAACUUCUAUCACCCUCCCAAACAGUACCUCUUCGACACUACCGCAUUUUUGCCGACUACGGGACGGAUUUCGUCUGGCGACAGGUGGAAGACAUCAAAUCCGGCGAAGACAGCCAUGUUGACGUCGACGAGGUUCUUUCCGAGCACCCUUCCUCCGUGCUGAACCUCUAUGAUGCCUGGGUUGAUACUUACUCAACCCUGUUCAAGGAGCGAUGUGAAGACACCCAGGAUUACUCGGCCACCGUGUUUCCGACCGUGUCAGAGGAAGUAGCGUGGCAUGUGGCAGGGUAUCUACUUGCCUGGUGCAUUGUGAUAGGCCCGGGAGUCGGGAGUGUCGAGUAUUCGACAGGGCGUUCAAAAUAUAUGCUAGCGCGUGGAAAGGAGACGGGUGCUACGCUUGAUUUCUUAACGGAUCAAGCUGAGAUAUUGGCCAGUGGGGAGUUGUUGGAAUAG
This is a messenger RNA of Aspergillus melleus, 705 nucleotides long. RefSeq lists its product as uncharacterized. The transcript has a single exon. Lineage: Eukaryota; Fungi; Ascomycota; Eurotiomycetes; Eurotiales; Aspergillaceae. The record is from RefSeq and is a predicted model, not a curated record. The coding region runs from base 1 to 705 and encodes 234 amino acids.